AUGCAUCCAUACAGUUUCUGCAUUUGGGUUUUUGGUGGAAUUGAACGCCAUCCACCUCCAGCUUUCAGUAGUACGCUCUGCAAGCCAGAUUCUGUAAUUUUGUAUGCAUCCAUAUGGUUUGUGGGUACCGCAUUUAGGUUUUUAGUGGAAUCAAACACCACCCACCUCCAGCUGCUCUGCAAGCCAGAUUCUGUAAUAUUCCGCAUUCAGGUUUUUAGUGGAAUCGAACAGAACCCACCUCCAGCGGCUCUGCAAGCCAGAUUCUGUAAUAUUGUAUGCAUCCAUAUAGUUUUUGGUGGAAUCAAACACCAUCCACCUCCAGCAAUCAGUAGCUCUGCAAGCCAGAUUCUCAUUAUGGAUGGUACUUGGCUGGCAUUGGGUGCUAGCCGCAUUCGGGUUUUUGGUGGAAUCGAACAGCACCCACCUCCAGCAGCUCUGCAAGCUAGAUUCUGUAAUAUUGUGCUAGCCGCAUUCGGGUUUUUGGUGGAAUCGAACACCAUCCACCUCCAGCGGCUCUGCAAGCCAGAUUCUGUAAUAUUGUAUGCAUCUGUAUGGUUUGUGGGUAGUUUUUGGUGGAAUCAAACACCAUCCACCUCCAGCUGCUCUAAAAGCCAGAUUCUGUAA
Messenger RNA from Lindgomyces ingoldianus, 624 nucleotides. RefSeq lists its product as uncharacterized. Bases 1 to 624 code for a protein of 207 amino acids. Lineage: Eukaryota; Fungi; Ascomycota; Dothideomycetes; Pleosporales; Lindgomycetaceae. The record is from RefSeq and is a predicted model, not a curated record. The transcript is spliced from 15 exons.